CCGCCGCGCCCCUCCCCCGCGCCCGCUCCGGCGCGCUCCGGGCAGGUAGAGCCGGGCUCCGGGCGCGCGCGGGGGCCGCAGCAGCUGCUACCCCACCUCGCCUCGGCCCUGCGCAGAGCCUCGCGCGCCCAUGGCUGGCUCGGAGCAGCAGCGGCCGCGGCGGCGGGACGACGGAGACUCGGCGGCGGCGCCCCUGCAGGACGCGGAGCUGGCCCUCGCCGGCAUCAACAUGCUGCUCAACAACGGCUUUAGGGAGUCGGACCAGCUUUUCAAACAAUACAGAAAUCGUAGCCCAUUAAUGAGUUUUGGAGCCAGCUUUGUCAGUUUUUUGAAUGCCAUGAUGACAUUUGAGGAAGAAAAAAUGCAGUUGGCAUGUGAUGACUUAAAAACCACAGAAAAGCUGUGUGAAAGUGAAGAGGUUGGAGUCAUUGAAACAAUCAAGAAUAAAAUUAAGAAGAAUGUUGAUGUCCGAAAAUCCACCCCCUCUAUGGUUGACCGGCUUCAGAGGCAGAUAAUCAUAGCUGACUGUCAAGUUUACUUGGCUGUGCUCUCGUUUGUAAAGCAAGAAUUGUCAGCAUAUAUAAAAGGUGGGUGGAUCCUUAGGAAAGCCUGGAAGAUUUACAAUAAAUGCUAUUUGGACAUCAAUGCCCUCCAGGAGCUGUAUCAGAAGAAGCUAACGGAAGAGCCCUUGACUUCUGACGCUGCAAAUGAUAAUCACAUUGUGGCUGAAGGGGUGUCUGAGGAGUCUCUAAACAGACUGAAAGGUGCUGUGAGCUUUGGAUAUGGCCUUUUUCACCUUUGCAUAUCCAUGGUGCCCCCAAACCUGCUCAAAAUCAUCAACCUGCUGGGUUUUCCUGGAGACCGCCUACAGGGGCUUUCUUCACUGAUGUAUGCAAGCGAAAGUAAGGACAUGAAGGCCCCUUUAGCUACAUUAGCGCUGCUCUGGUAUCAUACUGUGGUCCGCCCGUUUUUUGCCCUGGAUGGCAGUGAUAACAAAGCAGGCCUGGAUGAAGCGAAGGAAAUUCUUCUCAAAAAAGAAGCUGCUUAUCCAAAUUCUUCCCUCUUUAUGUUUUUCAAGGGACGCAUACAACGAUUAGAGUGUCAAAUCAACAGUGCCUUGACUUCCUUCCAUACUGCUCUGGAACUUGCAGUAGACCAGAGGGAAAUCCAACACGUGUGUCUGUAUGAAAUUGGUUGGUGCAGCAUGAUAGAGCUGAAUUUCAAGGAUGCGUUUGACUCCUUUGAGAGGCUAAAAAACGAGUCCCGGUGGUCCCAGUGCUAUUACGCCUAUUUAACCGCAGUUUGUCAGGGAGCCACCGGUGAUGUGGACGGGGCACAGAUUGUCUUUAAAGAAGUUCAGAAACUCUUCAAAAGGAAGAACAAUCAGAUUGAACAGUUCUCAGUGAAAAAGGCAGAGAGAUUUCGGAAACAAACCCCAACCAAAGCGCUGUGCGUGCUGGCGUCCAUUGAAGUGUUGUACUUGUGGAAAGCCCUCCCCAACUGCUCCCUCCCCAACCUACAGAGGAUGAGUCAAGCUUGCCAUGAAGUGGAUGAUUCAUCUGUCGUUGGAUUAAAGUAUUUGUUUCUUGGUGCCAUACACAAAUGUCUAGGGAACUCAGAAGAUGCUGUCCAGUUCUUUCAGCGAGCUGUUAAAGAUGAGUUGUGUCGUCAGAAUAACUUAUAUGUUCAGCCAUAUGCUUGCUAUGAACUUGGCUGUCUUCUGUUAGACAAACCAGAGACUGUAGGAAGAGGCAGAAGUCUCCUUCUUCAAGCAAAGGAGGAUUUCUCUGGCUACGACUUUGAAAACAGAUUGCACGUCCGCAUCCAUGCUGCUCUGGCUUCGAUGAGGGAAUUGGUUCCUCAGUGACAGACCCGAAGUUCCCGCUCUGUCCCUCCCCACACAGGUUCUGCACUUUAAAAGUAGAGGACACAGCUCUUACGAAGAUCAGCUCUUCUUCUGAAAACCACCUGGGCCUGGGACACAUUUUCUCAGUUAGGUUGAUGUAUUAAAGAUCUCCUCUUUUAAACACAUAGCUAAAAAGUAAUAAUGAUGAUGAUAAUAGUAAUAAUAACUAACCACCUGGGGAGAGGGUUAAGUGACCUUGUUCAAACAUUUUAGUUUUGUGAUUUAUUAUUUUUUAAAUAAAAUUCAACGAAAUAUUCAA
Lagenorhynchus albirostris (white-beaked dolphin) is the source of this 2165-nucleotide messenger RNA. RefSeq names its product tetratricopeptide repeat domain 39C (gene TTC39C). The record is from RefSeq and is a predicted model, not a curated record. Gene Ontology annotation, biological process: cilium assembly; otolith morphogenesis. NCBI's taxonomy places the organism in Eukaryota, Metazoa, Chordata, Mammalia, Artiodactyla, Delphinidae. The transcript has 14 exons. Bases 131 to 1867 code for a protein of 578 amino acids. Gene Ontology annotation, molecular function: protein binding.